This is a messenger RNA of Xenopus laevis (African clawed frog), 2829 nucleotides long. RefSeq names its product Sp2 transcription factor L homeolog (gene sp2.L). Gene Ontology annotation, cellular component: nucleus. NCBI's taxonomy places the organism in Eukaryota, Metazoa, Chordata, Amphibia, Anura, Pipidae. Gene Ontology annotation, molecular function: RNA polymerase II cis-regulatory region sequence-specific DNA binding; DNA-binding transcription factor activity, RNA polymerase II-specific. Bases 184 to 1863 code for a protein of 559 amino acids. Gene Ontology annotation, biological process: regulation of transcription by RNA polymerase II. The transcript is spliced from 7 exons. The record is from RefSeq and is a predicted model, not a curated record.
CGUAACACUCAGCUACGCCGUCCCUGCUCGUCACUCCCCUCCUCAAGGCGUCGACGUGACGCGUCAUCGCGCUUACGUGCCGUCGUAGCCUCGCGCGAUGAGACUUCGGGGUGUGACGUCGGGAUUUCCUGUAAAACAGGAGCCAAGGAGCUCGCGAUUAACAGCGGUGCGGGGCGUUCCAGUAUGACUGCCACAGCGGCCGUGAGUCCAAGCGAGUACCUCCAGCCAGCUGCCAGUUCUGGGCAGGAUGCACAGCCCUCACCCCUGGCUCUCCUCGCAGCCACAUGCAGUAAGAUUGGGCCCCCGGCUGUUGAAUCUACUGUGACGUCUGCAACACCACCUCAACCCGCUCGCAAGAGAUUGGUACCUAUUAAGCCCGCCCCUUUACCCCUAAGUCCUGGCAAGGCUAGCAUUGGGCUGUUUUCUCCUUCCAAAGGAAAUAUUAUUCAACUUCAAGCUCCCCAAUUAAACACAGUGGGCACAGGGAAUGGGCAGCUCAUCUUCACCAUCCAGAACCCAGGGGGCAAGAUUGGACGAUACCAGACGUUACAGAGUACCAACCAGGGUCUGCAGAACAGCUUUGGUAAUCAAAUCCAGCUCAUAAGUGAUAGUGGGACAGCUCUUCUUGCCCCCAGCACUAACACAUCAAAACAUGUGCCCAUCAAGCCUGCACCUCCUCAACCAAGCAAUACCCUGGUUAAAGUGCCAAAUAAUCCUGCCACUGGCCUCACCCUUACACUGCCCAUCAGUAAUCUGUCAGACUCCACCACAGAUACUGGCACUCCGCUUGUCUCAGGGAAGCAGAACAAAAAAGUCCGGAAGAAGCCACUGCCCUCAGUAGCAGUUCCUGGUUCCCCCUCUCAAGAUCAGGUGGAGACCGUUGUGAUCGAGACUACAGCAGAGAACAUUUUGCAAGCAGGUAACAACCUGUUAAUUGUACAGAGCCCCGGCACUGGCCAGCACGCUGUUCUUCAAAUGAUGCAGCCCAAGACGGAUACACAACUAGUGCAGAUCCCCCAGCAAGCUCUAAGAGUAGUACAGGCUGCUUCAGCAACAUUACCCACUGUUCCACAGAAACAAGUGCAGAGUCAAGAUUGUACACCCACCCAGUUAUACAUCCGAACGUCAUCAGGGGAUGUCCAGGCUGUAAUGAUGCAGGAAGCUGCCCCCCAGCCUUGUUCCUCUGGUGCAGGACAUGUAGUAACACAGACUGGGACUCCCACAAAGAAGAACCCUAUGCGCAAAGAGCGGUCCCUGGCGAAAAUUGCUCCAGCAGGGGGUCUUAUUAACCUGAAUACAACACAACUCACGGCUGCAGCCCAGAGUAUACAGACCAUCAAUAUCAAUGGGGUUUCAAUGCAGAUGCCUGUCACAAUUACCAGCACUCCAGGGCAGCCACAGCUGAGCGUGCAGAAUGUCUCCAGCAGUAACGUGGCCAUCAGUGGGCUUAGUCCCUCACAGAUUCAGCUGCAGAUGGAACAGGCCUUGUCCGGAGAGCUCCAGCCUGGGGAGAAACGGAGACGAGUCGCCUGCACCUGCCCAAACUGCAAAGACGGUGAAAAGGGCAGGUGGGGCCCCCCUGGAAGAAAAAGACACGUGUGUCACAUUCCUGAGUGUGGGAGAACGUUCCGCAAGACAUCCCUCUUGAGAGCCCAUGUCCGUCUGCAUACUGGGGAGCGGCCGUUCGUGUGCAAUUGGGGAUUCUGUACUAAGAGGUUCACCCGCAGCGACGAGCUGCAACGACAUGCACGCACGCACACAGGUGACAAACGCUUUGAAUGCCCUCAGUGCCAGAAGAGGUUCACAAGGAGCGACCAUGUCUCCAAGCACUUCAAGACACACCUUGCCACAAAGAAGCUGUGAUGGCAAUCCUCGGACUCACACCAUUGAACUCCACUUGGGAAUCCCCAUAACCACACACGUGGGUCAUUUAGCCUGAAAUUUGUUGGAACACAAUGCUUGGCCAUUGGGAUUCCCAGUAGAUAAAGGCACCGAUACUCUUGCAUUGGUCAGGGGGAGGGGCGCAGGUAGAAUGAUUGGUAGUGAGGGAAGCAGGAGAGUAAAACCAUCCUUCCUGCACUCACCCCCCUCUCUAGACCAGGGGUCCCCAAACUUUUUUUUUACCCAUGAGCCACACUCAAGUUUAAAAUAACGUUGGAGAGCAACACAAGCAUGCAAAAAGAUCUUGGGGCUUCCAAAUAAGGGCUGUGAUUGGGUAUAGGUAGCCCUUAUGUGGACUUGCAUCCAACAUGAGGCUCUGUUUGGCAGUAUACAUGUUUUUUAUGCAACUAAAGCUUGCUUUUAAGUCAGGAAUUUAAAAAGAAGCACCUGCUUGGAGGCCACUGGGAGCAACAUCCAAGGGGUCGAAGAGCAACAUGUUGCUCACGAGCUACUGGUUGGGGAUCACUGCUCUAGACAACAUUUUCGGUUCCGUUGUAAGGGACCGUGGAGAAAAACAUUUUGCACAGACUAUGAAGGACUUCUGGGAGUCAGAAGACCAAGGAGAGGCACAAUAGCAUCAUGUGACACCAGCCAGGCUAGAACAUUCCCCGUUUUGUACUGCUUACCCCCUGCAGGAAGGUGCCUUAUUAUUUCCCAUCUACCAGUCAUUUUAUGUUCAAGAAUAUUUGUGCAAUGCUUUCCCCACAAAAUCCUGCUCAGGAGGAGCCAAAAAAAAAAAGGGUCAGGCAGGUGUAACAGGAUAAGCCCCUCCUUCUGUGAUUUCCUUUUGAGGCAGCUAUAGCUUGAACUCCCUCCCUUAACACAGAUUUACCCAAGCGCUCCACAAGGCUGGCUUUUUCUGACCUAUUAAAUUACAGGGGGACUACG